CAAGGCCUUGGCGCCCUUCCAGCUGGAGAAGGGAGGGAAGCAGUCCUUAAAAUAGCAAGCUCUGCCUGCCCGGGCGUCCCAGGCCCGAACAAUGGGGCGCUGCGAAGGGGGUGGGGGUGCGGACUUGAUUGACAGCCGGCUUGUCCUCCGAAGGCGCGGCGGCUUAUAUAGAGGCUGGAGGUGGGGAAGGCAGAGCUAGAGAGACAGAGACAAGCCGGGAGGGAGGCUGGGUGCGGGUGAGAGGGAGUCACAGAGCCAGGCGCAGCGGGAAGGCGGAUCCCUGGAUCUCCUAGCCAGGCGAUCUCCUCCGGCCAGCCUCUUCUCUCUCUUUUUGGCUAGAGCUGCCAGCCUCCGCCUACCGCCCCCCCCCAGUUCCGGCCAAACUCCGUUCCCCUUCCCCGGCGCGCUUCGUUUUCCUCCGCCCUCCUCGCCGCGCUUUCCUCGGGGACUCCUCGCUCGGCGCUCCAGCCAUGCACUGCCAAGCCGAAGCCCGGCUGGCUCCCCCGGGGCCGCUGAAAGCAGCCAGGCGGCGCUACAAGACUUUCAUGAUCGACGAGAUCCUGUCCAAGGAGACGUGUGAUUACUUCGAGAAGCUCUCGCUCUACUCCGUCUGCCCGGCGUCGCUCAUCGUCCGGCCAAAACCCCUCCACUCCUGCUCCGGCUCCCCUUCUCUGAGGGCCUAUCCUCUCAUCUCUGUCAUCACCAGGCAGCCCUCGGCCGUCUCCCACUUCAUCCCUGCCGCCAGCACUUCCCGCAUCCUCUCGCCACACCCCACACCGGGGAGCACCUGCUCAGAGACCCAGGCCAGCGAGACCCACGGGAGCAGCGAGUCGGAGGCGGAGCAGUCCGCGCCCCGCUUGAAGAAGCCUCGCCGUAGCCGCACCAUCUUCACGGAGCUGCAACUCAUGGGGCUGGAGAAGAAGUUCCAGAAGCAGAAGUACCUCUCCACUCCAGACAGGCUGGAUCUGGCUCAGUCCCUGGGCCUAACUCAACUUCAGGUGAAGACUUGGUACCAGAAUCGCAGGAUGAAGUGGAAGAAAAUGGUCCUGAAAGGUGGGCAGGAGGCCCCCACAAAACCCAAAGGCCGCCCCAAGAAAAACUCCAUUCCCAGUUCCGAAGAGAUCGAAGCGGAGGAGAAGAUGAACAGCCAAGCUCACCAGCCGGCUUUGGAGGAAAGCCAGGCCACGGAAGAGUGUGGGUUGACCGGGGAGCCAUUGGAUGCCCCUUCAGAGACAGAGGAAUCUCCUAAAAACACAACUGAAACCCCUCUGGGAGAAACUGCAUCAAGUUAAGAGAGAGGGAGAGAGAGAAAAAACAAACUCCCCACACUUCCCAAAAGGACAAUGUACAAACUGGAGGCGUGCACACUUGGUACCUUAUGAAAUCAAACAGUAUGGGUGGGUCGCUGUGGAGCAAAGAGACCCCAUGUAGGCAGCAGCGACAGUUUCCUUCUUUCCAAUGCAGUGUGUACACCCUCCCCACAGAUAGUGGGGCCUGAGCUCUCCUCCCAAAGAGACUGCAUGCUUGCAAAUCUGAGACUUUGGAAAUGCACAGGGAGCUGGGAGGAAGAGGCUCCUUAGCGAACAGCUGCCAGAAAAAAACUGUCCCUUUUCACCUUCCCCCUUAUUAUCCUCAUCUGUGAAAUGGGUUCAGAGCAGUGACUGCCAAACAAAACAAGAGGUCCUUUGUCGUCGUUCCAACAUAGCAUUCUUCUGCAACCAGUGCUUAAUUGGGAACGGGCCAAAGCAAAGGUGUUUUUAACAGGGGUGUUUGGGAAUCUGGGAUGUUUAUGUUCCAGCAUCACAAAGAUCAGAGGGGGGUGGGGUUUGAGGGAAACACAGGAGUAGAGGCCCGACUUCCUCAAGUCGCUCUCUGACUUGGAGGGCUUGGCAGCACCAGUGGCCAAGAGGGGCAAGACUGAAGUGGUGGCAGGGGGUGGGCAAGAGGCUAGGGCAGUGGCAAGAGUUGUGGAUGUAUUGGUUUGGUUCAUGGUGGAUGUGGAAGUUGCAUUGGCUGCGGCAGGGGCAAGCGGGUAGGCCUGCCUGUAGCCACCCAGAGCUCAGUGGUGGCAAUACAAACUUCUGGCGCACAUGGAAGGGAAAGUGGUAGCUCAGUGGUAGAGCAUCUGCUUUAAAGACAAAAGGCCCCGGGUUCGGUUCCUGACAGGAUCCAUGCAUGAAGCUCUGGAGUGCCACAGCCAGUUAGCGUAGGAAACCCUGAACUCAAUGAAGCAAUAUUCGAACUCUCGGUAGAAGAGUUCCUUGUUGAUGUCAGAAGAGAAGGCAUAUCUAAGGUCAGGUUGCCAUGUUUCCAAAAGUGAAAAUCCAGACACAAAAGUUGUUGCACUUUUAUUUUAUUUUAUUCUUUUUUCCCCAAAGUUGUUGAGCUAUUUUUUAGGAACGUCGCCCAAAAACCAACACUCUUGAUAUGGGCUGUCCCAGGUUUUCCCUGGACGUUUUUCCCCGAAAAUUCCGCCUGCAUGCCAUUUGUGACAGACGGAUCCCGGCUAUGUCCGGGAAAUUCCGGAAGUAUGCAGCCCUAAUCUAAGGACUUCAGAAGAGUCCUUGCUGGAUCAGGCCCGUGGGCCAUCUAGCCCAGCACCCUGUUCUCACAUUGGCCAACCAGAUGCCUGCAGGAAUCUUGCAAGCAGGGACAGACCACAACAGCACUCUCUCAACAGCAGAGCCAUUAUGGCUAGUAGCCAUCAAUAGCCCUCUCCUCCGCCAUGAAUUUGUUUAACCCUCUUCUAAAGCCAUCCAAGUUGGUGGCCAUCACUGCCUCCUGGGGGAGUGAGUAGUCAAGUCAAAGUUUAAUUGUUGUUGUGACCAUCUUGGUCGUUUUAUCCACCAAAAGGAAAUAAAAAUAUUCUGUGCCUACUGUACAGAAUAUGCAGAGAUACACCAUUAAAAUACAGGGAUCACCAAUUUAUACAAAUAUACCUUGAAAUGGACACCUACACAGAUACGUUUCUGUAUUACAGUGGUACCUCAGGUUACAUACGCUUCAGGUUACAGACACUGCUAACCCAAAAAUAGUACCUCAGGUUAAGAACUUU
This is a messenger RNA of Podarcis muralis (Common wall lizard), 3055 nucleotides long. It is a transcript of the gene BARX2, whose product is annotated as BARX homeobox 2. Gene Ontology annotation, biological process: regulation of DNA-templated transcription. NCBI's taxonomy places the organism in Eukaryota, Metazoa, Chordata, Lepidosauria, Squamata, Lacertidae. The record is from RefSeq and is a predicted model, not a curated record. Gene Ontology annotation, molecular function: DNA binding; DNA-binding transcription factor activity, RNA polymerase II-specific.